AUGUCCUCCUGGCAGGGCAUUUUACAUCCCAUCUCCGAUGGGGACAUAUCCAAAUUGUCUCCUGAAUGGCUUCAGACUCACAUCCAAAAGGGUCCUCUUGGAGAUGUAUACCCAAUCCCAAUACAUAUUGCAGAGGGCGACACGCCAACAUUAUUGUACCACGUUCAGAGCGGCUUGGGCGUCCAUGAACGACCCGACUAUGGGAGCUGGGAUGGACACUAUCGGGUGAUCAACGGAGGAAGCACUCACUACGCCUACGUCAUUUACACGGUAAUCAAUGCCGACGGAAUACUUGUUUCGGCGAUGUUCUGA
Molecule: messenger RNA, 312 nt
Organism: Aspergillus tanneri
Lineage: Eukaryota; Fungi; Ascomycota; Eurotiomycetes; Eurotiales; Aspergillaceae
Exons: 1
Coding region: 1-312 (103 amino acids)
Molecular function (GO): hydrolase activity, hydrolyzing N-glycosyl compounds
Source: RefSeq, a predicted model, not a curated record